Molecule: messenger RNA, 1585 nt
Organism: Topomyia yanbarensis
Lineage: Eukaryota; Metazoa; Arthropoda; Insecta; Diptera; Culicidae
Exons: 4
Coding region: 227-1585 (452 amino acids)
Molecular function (GO): zinc ion binding
Source: RefSeq, a predicted model, not a curated record
AAUUGGAACUGCAUGAUGGUGAGUCAUUUGACAAAUUCGAUACGUUUUUUUCCAAUACAGCCACAUUUUAAUUCGAUUGCGAUUUGAAAAGAUUUAUAUCUGUUACAACUAUGAACGAAACAGGUAAAAAAAUCGAUAAUCUUUAAGAAAAACUAGAUCCGGCUAGUGAAACAGUCACACGCGAUUAAAUUUUUAGAAGGUAAAAUACGAAUCGAUUUUGAAGGUUAUGUUAUUUAUUUCAGAUCUAGAACCGGUCGCAGAAGAUAUCGUCAUUCGACUUGAGGAUGUGCUGGAGUAUGUUGGUGAUUCUGUUAGACCGAUAAGGGAAGGCCUAGCGGUGUUAAGUGCUAACCAUAUUGUAUGCAUAGGUUACACCAGCAGAUCUGGUAUGUAUAUCCAUGCCAAAGGAUAUGUUUUACAAAGCUCUCAUCCUGGAGGGAUCCCACACGAAGUGUCACUCAAAAUUUGUCAAAAUCACCAGUUUUGGGACCUGAAUUGCUCUUGUAAGGCUGGUACAAGACGGUGUAAACAUAUCGUGGCGUGUUUGUUGCGAAUCAACCAAUGCAACAGACUCGAAAAAAUUUCCUGCACGGAUUCUGCCCAGGCUUGGGGAUAUUCAAAAAUUGAAAAAACAAGUCUUUGGGGUGCAAAACUGAUUCAAGACUUAUGUUGUGUGAGGCAACGUAAACCCAACAUUUGCGUUGACGUUGGAACGAAGGAGCAACUACUUUCAGAAUCUUUUCGAAAGAUUAUCGCUGUAUCAUCUCAAUCCGCAAUUGCUAAGCAUAUGGUUGGACGUCACGAAAACAUUAUUCAAUUUCGUACUGGUAUAAGCUCUAUUGCUCAUGUACAUACGGACAUUUAUUGUACAGAGCAGGAGUUGCAGUCUGUUCUUUUCAGUGGAAAUGAUGUGACAGAACUUGCUAAAACUCACUUCAUUGAUCAUUCACACCAGGUUUUCUACGAAAAAUUUGUAUGUGUUACGCAGCAGCAGCGAUCUAGGCGUAUUACUGCAAGUUCAUGCUACGGUCUGUUCACCUACUCCAAAAAUCCAAAACCUAACUGGGAGAAAAAAAUAUACCAAUAUUUAAAACCCAGUAACUUCCAAACCAAAAGUACGCGCUAUGGGAAGCAAACUGAGGAGACGGCUUUCUUGUGUUAUGCACAAAAAAGGAAUCCUGCCAUUAAAAAAACUGGUUUUGUUAUUAAAUACGAGGACCCAUGGAUCGGAGGUAGUCCAGAUGGUUUGGACACCAUGGCACGAAUUGUCCUGGAGAUAAAAUGUCCUGCUGCAGGAGAAGAACAUGAUUUGCACUGGAUAAUGGCAAACUGCUCAUCCACACAGCGAUACGUGAAGAUUGAUGGAGAUGCAAAAUAUUACUUAAAUAAGAAACACUCAUAUUAUGCACAAUGUCAGGUUAAUAUGCAUAUUUUAAACUGUGAAACAACUGAUUUCAUUGUUUAUUCGAAACAAGAGAACGAUUUUAUUGUCAUAGAGGUCGGUUACGAUAAAACCUUCGCAGAAGAACUGCUGCAUGUCCUGAAAAAAAAAUUAUUUUUCAGAAAUUUUGCCAAAACUGUGUAG